Molecule: messenger RNA, 847 nt
Organism: Racocetra fulgida
Lineage: Eukaryota; Fungi; Glomeromycota; Glomeromycetes; Diversisporales; Gigasporaceae
Source: the annotation of a GenBank genome assembly
CCUAAAAAUCCUUUUCCUAUGGAAAAAAAUUAUCGAUUAACUACAAGAGGUAAAGUCGAAUGUUAUUACAGUGGUUUACAAUCUCAUAAAAGAUACGAAAAAUUUUGGAAAAAUGUCGAAUAUGAUGUUGAUGUUGUAAAAUUUCAGGCUGCUACCAGUAUCCAUUUGGUAUUUGCCAUCGUUUUAAAUAAUUUUACACUUUAUAAAGAUCAAACUUCUUCUUAUCGUAAUAAGACUUUAGUAUUAAUAGCAGAAAGAAUGACCAAAAAAUACAAUAUUAGUCCACCUCUUGAUCCGAUUUUAAUACCAGAUAUAUUUUAUUAUUGUGAGUUCUAUUUACUUCACUUUAAUCGAGCUGACACUUGGUGUGCAUUGUUAAGUGAUGAUGAUCUUAUACUUGCUCGAUAUCAUUGGAAUAUGAGAGAUUAUUAUCUAUAUUCAUAUGGGAAUCCUCUUAAUGAGCAAUUGGGUUGUGCCUACAUUACACAAUUUGUAAAUAGCGUUGAGGAUUACUUAAACGGGAAAUCUCGGAUGGUAGCUGACAUAAAAAUUGGUCAAGCAUUUACUGAGACGGUUGUACUUACUACUUUGGGUUUAUAUAAAAACGAAUAUCCACUUACAGCAGAUUUAACUCUUGAACAAAUGAAAAGCUUAAAGAAUAUAAUACAAAAUGUUUUUUAUUGGACUUCUACGAUGUACUUUGAAAUUUAUACUUCUCCAGGCAAAGAUGCAUUACUGCGACUUGUAGUUAAUUUUAAACCAUAUAUAAUUCCGGGUUGUAAUGGUGAAUAUUGUAAAUGGAGUAAAUUUAAGGAUAUUUUAAGUAGUAAGAUUAAUUGUGAUUUUA